GUUGCAUUAGCCUCACGUCGCGUUGUCGCAAGGCACGAAUCUAAUUUCUAGAAUCAACCAUGCAUGCUGCCUGCAUGCGCGGACCACAAUGCGAUCAACAUGCACGGUAGGAUAAAAAGGUUGAUUGAACCCGAGGAACAAAUCCGGCGUUCCAACCCCAAACUCUGACUCUCAGCACGAGCACGAGCCAGCUAAUGAUCCUGACAGCGUAAUGGGUACGUUGGCUUAUAGUGAUUGUUCCGUUCCUCAUGACAUUGGAAAUGUUCGGUUAUGAAUCGGAGGUCCCACAACUGUAUACAAUUGUGCUAUUAACGCACAGACCUUGCAUUAAACUUGUAUAUAUAGCUCAGUUCGGCGCAUGUUUUACCCUUUUCUUCAGACCACACUCACGCAGGAUACAUUCACAGUUGAUUGCAAAAAGUUGGUCGAGGACUGUAAUCAUCCUCAUCUACAAACACCAAUCGAUGAAAUCAGCUUCACUGUCUUUAUCCGAGAACAUGCUCGUUACCUUCUCAUGGUGGAGUGGGUGAGCUCGAUGACAGAUCCGUUCUGGACUUUUCCUUCGGGUUAAGCCCAUUACCGGGGACAGUUGAGGUGCUUCUGAUGGUGUUUUUUGUUUUGUUAUUUCUUUCCGUACUUUAAUUUUUUCCUCUUGUAUUCAUGUCUAUGGUAGAGUGUACUAUAUACCUCAGCGGUUUAUGGAUGUUAUAGGUUUUGUGCUUGCUGUGACCUUGUUGGCAGUUGAAUUCGUCCUGCUUCUCGCGGACUCUAAGUAUGUUUGGCACUUGGACGUCUUCCACAAGAUGACCAAGCCAAGGUGCAUGGGCAGUUCCGUCCUCUGCCGAAGGGGGAAAAAAAGGUUUUUUUUAGUCAAUUUCUGCCGUUAAACUUGAUCUUAAGAGUGCAGCCGCUGAUCGGCUUCUGACUCGGACUUGGCUUCAAGUUUAGGAGACCUAUGGUAUCGCCCUG
Messenger RNA from Cantharellus anzutake, 969 nucleotides. RefSeq lists its product as uncharacterized. Lineage: Eukaryota; Fungi; Basidiomycota; Agaricomycetes; Cantharellales; Hydnaceae. The coding region runs from base 249 to 530 and encodes 93 amino acids. The transcript has a single exon. The record is from RefSeq and is a predicted model, not a curated record.